Messenger RNA from Trifolium pratense (red clover), 1713 nucleotides. Its product is annotated as probable UDP-arabinose 4-epimerase 3. Bases 301 to 1539 code for a protein of 412 amino acids. Gene Ontology annotation, cellular component: cytosol. Gene Ontology annotation, molecular function: UDP-glucose 4-epimerase activity. Gene Ontology annotation, biological process: beta-D-galactose catabolic process via UDP-galactose, Leloir pathway. The transcript is spliced from 10 exons. The record is from RefSeq and is a predicted model, not a curated record. NCBI's taxonomy places the organism in Eukaryota, Viridiplantae, Streptophyta, Magnoliopsida, Fabales, Fabaceae.
UGUUUCCUUUUGCAGCCUGUAACGCUUUGACAACAUGAAUACACAGAGAAACUCUCCACCUAUUAGAACAAUCCAACCCCAACCCAUUUCUUCUCCCUCCCUCUCUCUCUCUCUCUCUCUCUCUCUCUCUCUCUCAAUUUCAAUUUCAACUUCUUCACCCCACAAUUCUACUCCUUCACCUGCUCCCACUUUCAUUCUCUUUUCCACAAUCUGUUAGCAUAUCACUCAAGAUCCUCCUGAGUGCGGCGGCCCUUGAUGUGAUAGUUGAUAUUGCGGAGUAAGUUCUUGUUGGUUUUGCAAAUGCUAAACUUUUCUAGGCCGAGAAAUCAGCCAAGGGCAGCCAGAUCUAUGUCAUUAGGCGGUAUGGACUAUGUGGAUCCAAAAAGGAAGGGAAAUUUUAUCGGGAAGGUUUUUCUUCUUGUAGCAUUAACGGCAUUAUGUAUUUUGGUGAUCAAGAGAUCUCCGUCUUUCACUACUCCUAGUCCGUUUUCUGUCCAUGAGCCUGGUGUCACUCAUGUUUUAGUGACGGGAGGUGCUGGCUAUAUCGGUUCACAUGCUACCUUACGUCUUCUGAAGGAAUCUUAUAGAGUUACCAUAGUGGAUAAUCUGUCGCGUGGAAAUUUGGGUGCCGUUAGGGUUCUUCAAAGCUUAUUUCCAGAACCUGGAAGGCUUCAAUUUAUAUAUGCUGAUUUGGGAGAUGCAAAAUCCGUUGAUAAAAUAUUUUCAGAGAAUAAGUUUGAUGCUGUGAUGCACUUUGCAGCUGUUGCAUAUGUCGGAGAAAGUACACUUUACCCUCUUAAGUAUUAUCAUAAUAUUACAUCAAAUACCUUGGUGGUAUUGGAGUCUAUGGCUAAAUAUAAUGUGAAGACAUUUAUAUAUUCAAGUACAUGCGCAACAUACGGGGAACCUGAAAAGAUGCCAAUUACAGAAGUAACUGAACAGAAACCAAUCAAUCCAUAUGGAAAAGCUAAGAAGAUGGCAGAAGAUAUCAUCCUUGAUUUUUCUAAAAAUUCCAAGAUGGCUGUAAUGAUUCUAAGAUAUUUCAAUGUGAUUGGAUCAGACCCUGAAGGGAGAUUAGGCGAGGCGCCAAGACCUGAACUUCGGGAACAUGGUCGAAUUUCAGGUGCCUGCUUCGAUGCAGCUCGCGGUAUUACACAAGGCUUAAAGGUUACAGGAACAGAUUACAACACACCCGACGGAACAUGCAUUCGAGAUUAUAUCGAUGUAACCGACCUUGUUGAUGCUCAUGUCAAAGCUCUCGAAAAGGCAAGACCUGGUAAAGUUGGGAUCUACAACGUUGGUACAGGAAAAGGUAGGUCAGUUAAGGAGUUUGUGAGUGCUUGUAAAAAGGCUACAGGGGUUGACAUCAAAGUAGACUUCCUUCCGCGCCGGCCCGGCGACUACGCCGAGGUUUACAGCGACCCAACUAAGAUCAGGCAGGAACUGAACUGGACUGCACAAUACACUGACCUUGAAAGGAGCAUACAAGUUGCAUGGAAAUGGCAGAAAUCUCGCCCUAACGGUUACGGAAGUUCUUAGAGCUAUAGUGAGGGAAACAUACAUAGCAGCUGCCAUUAUAUUGCUCUCUCAUACAUGGGAUGAUGAAUUUUUGUUCUUAGGGAGUUGGUAGUUCAUUCAUUAUACUUAUUUGUAUUCAACAUAUAUAAUAAUAAUGGUUCAAUAAUAUAAUGUGCAGGCUCUUAUAUAGCUUUA